Messenger RNA from Puntigrus tetrazona (Sumatra barb), 1124 nucleotides. Its product is annotated as C-type lectin domain family 6 member A-like. Gene Ontology annotation, molecular function: D-mannose binding; fucose binding. Gene Ontology annotation, cellular component: external side of plasma membrane. The record is from RefSeq and is a predicted model, not a curated record. Gene Ontology annotation, biological process: biological process involved in interspecies interaction between organisms. The coding region runs from base 441 to 1010 and encodes 189 amino acids. NCBI's taxonomy places the organism in Eukaryota, Metazoa, Chordata, Actinopteri, Cypriniformes, Cyprinidae. The transcript is spliced from 5 exons.
ACCAUUUUUAUUGACCAUCAGAUGGCGAAGUAGAACGCUGUGUCAAAAGCUCAGAAGCAUCAACACAGUUUGUUGUAAAAGCCGUGUUCGGCACAUACCUAACCAGAACAAGAGGUUACACUUUUUUACUUGAAGAGGUAUGCAUAAGACUGAAGUAAAGUGUUACCGAACACAAACAGCUGAGGAACACUUGCAAAGUGAGGAAGAUACUUAAAAUUAAUUAUUGUUGAAUCAGAUGACUGGUGUUAUACUUCAGUUUAUCUGACUCGCUGUCGACUGUUGGGUCUGAGUAAUCGGAAGUCUAUAUAUCUAAUUCCAAUAUCCAAUGAUAUCACUUCCCUCAUUGGUUUAGCACCACUAAAGAAAAGUAGUCAUCAUUCUAAGGACCGCAGCUCAUCUGUGAACACAUACUGGUAGACAUAAGAACAACAGCAACAAAAAUGCAAGAGGACUUUUAUGAUAAUGCUACAUGCAAAAGUGUUACGAAUACAACCAGACCUCAAACUUACGGCAACGAUAGAAGAAAAGCUCGCAAUCACAGAAGAAGGCGAUGUUUAGUGCCGAUCACUGUGUGUCUUGGGAUCCUUUGCCUUCUUCUGAUUGCUGUCAUCACACUGCAGCACUUUCAGGCCGCUACCAAGCAAGGAUAUCUGUGGGGUCCAGAUGGCUUGUUCAUGUCCAAUGAGGAGAAGAGCUGGUCUGACAGCAGACAGUACUGCAGGGAUCGUGGAGCUGAUCUGGUCAUCAUCAACACUGAAGAGAAGCAGAGACACAUAUCUUCAUUCGUCAAGGACAAAGUGUGGAUCGGUUUGUCUGACAAAGAGAACGAGAGCAACAUGAAAUGGGUGGAUAAUUCACCCAUGAAUCGAGGGUUUUGGGCUCCAGGUGAGCCAAAUAACUAUCAGAGUAGAAGAGAGGACUGCAUUGAACUGAAUCCUUCAAAACAAAUCCUGGAGAACUGGAAUGAUCUCCUAUGCUCCGAAAAGAGAAAAGCUAUUUGUGAGAAAUAGUGUUUAUUCUGUCAGUUCAGUGUUUUGCUAAAUCAGUCUGUCAUUUGUUGGUCUGAAGCACUGAAGUGACAAUCACUGUAAACUAUAAAAUCGCCAACAACCAUUUUUACCACA